Molecule: messenger RNA, 1689 nt
Organism: Phytophthora nicotianae INRA-310
Lineage: Eukaryota; Oomycota; Peronosporomycetes; Peronosporales; Peronosporaceae
Product: AGC protein kinase
Exons: 6
Coding region: 88-1479 (463 amino acids)
Biological process (GO): protein phosphorylation
Molecular function (GO): ATP binding; protein serine/threonine kinase activity
Source: RefSeq, a predicted model, not a curated record
CUUUUAGCUCGGACACAAGUGUCGACUAGCGUCAGCAGAGGUACACUGUGCAUUGCUGCACUGGUCACUGGCGUUCCUCCCUUCGCGAUGCCGUCGACCCUCACGAAGGCCGAGACCGAGGACUUUGCGGCGGCUAGAGCUCCGCCACAGGCUCCGCAAGUGGUGGACAAAGCGCCGUCCACGCCGCGCAAUGGAUCGAAGCGUGACAAGCUCCGACGCUUUACCUUCAAGCGACUCAGUCGCAAACACGAGGCGAUAGCGGAGAACGAGAACGAAGACACAGUCGCUCCGGCUUCACCCGCUUCUUCUGACAGUACCAGCAGUUUAAGCACCGACACGAGCGGCUCGAAGCGCCCGGUGGGACCUCAAGACUUCGAUCUACUAUGUGUCAUUGGCCAAGGAGCAUUCGGUAAAGUGAUUCAAGUGCGACACCAGCCAACGGACGAGAUCCUGGCCAUGAAAAUUGUGUCCAACAAGUACAUUGUGCAGCACAACUCGGUGUCGUAUCUGCAAGCGGAGAGGGACAUUAUGACCAAGAUCAACCACCCGUUCCUCAUUAGUCUGAGAUAUGCGUUCCAGACCAAGUCGAAUGUGUAUUUGGUUAUGCCGUUUGUGGCGGGUGGAGAGCUGUUCCAUCACCUGCACAAGGAGGGACUGCUGCUCGAAAGCUCGGCCAAGUUCUACGCUGCUGAAAUGGUGCUUGCACUGGAGCACCUGCACUCCAAGGGCAUCAUUCAUCGAGACUUGAAGCCUGAAAACGUGUUACUUGGGGCUGAUGGACACAUCCGUCUAACGGACUUCGGUCUCGCCAAAGAAAUGGCUGAUGAGGACGACUCGACGAGUACCAUGUGUGGCACCAACGAGUACAUGCCGCCUGAGAUGAUCCGUCGGAAGGCUUAUAACCAGGCUGUGGACUGGUGGGCGCUAGGCGCCCUUAUCUACGAAAUGGUCACUGGUUAUCCCCCGUUCAGACACAAAAACCGCAAGAAACUCCACCACAAAAUCCUCAACGAAAAGCUGCCUCUGCCAAAGUGGCUUGGUUCUGAUACUCACUCCAUCCUCAAACAGCUACUGGAGAGAAAUGUGGACAAACGUUUAGGCUCCGGCAAGUCGACGAUGUUCCAGGUGAAAGGCGUGCAGGCCAUCAAGAAGCACGCCUUCUUCAAGGGCAUCGACUGGGGUCUACUGGAGGAGAAGAAGGUGCAGCCGCCGAUCUUGCCCAAUGUUCUCAGCAACACAGAUACCACGUACUUCUCCGAGGAGUUUACGACGCAGGACGUGGGACGUCGCAGUCGCAUCGACAGUUCCGGUGCUAGUGGCGACUCGAAGAAGCUCUUCGCACGCUUCUCGUGGGUCGCUGAUGACGCUCCCAGUUUUGCGGAUAUCGUUCGUGCAGGUGGUGCGAAGGAAGAACCGGUUGAAACGGUGGCUGAUGGUGUCGCGAAAGUUGCAAUUGCUGAGGAUCCCAACGCCCCCUAAAGGGCGAGCGCACUGGUCAGGUAGUUUUCAUUUUCCUUUUAGAUUGCAUUGUUCCCCCUGUCUAGUGCGCGUCGUAUCUUGCGUGUUUAAUCUUCAACUAUUACCGCGAAUGCAACAUCGGUUGAAUUGGAAACAAUGUUGUUGAUAUGUUUUUAAAGAUGCUUUUGAUCUGAGGCCAGGCGUUGACAACUUUCACCAAAUCUUGGCCAU